Molecule: messenger RNA, 1236 nt
Organism: Diplodia corticola
Lineage: Eukaryota; Fungi; Ascomycota; Dothideomycetes; Botryosphaeriales; Botryosphaeriaceae
Product: svp1-like protein 2
Exons: 2
Coding region: 1-1236 (411 amino acids)
Biological process (GO): nucleophagy; protein localization to phagophore assembly site; autophagy of mitochondrion
Cellular component (GO): phagophore assembly site membrane; cytosol; extrinsic component of membrane
Molecular function (GO): phosphatidylinositol-3,5-bisphosphate binding; protein binding; phosphatidylinositol-3-phosphate binding
Source: RefSeq, a predicted model, not a curated record
AUGAACACGCGCGCUGCCAUCAACGACUCCCCGCCGCCGCCGGCCCUGUCCGUCGCCUACAACAGCGACCUCUCCCACUUCAGCGUCGCUCUCGAGACGGGCUUCCGCAUCUACGAUGCCCCGGACUGCAGACCGGUGAAGGUCCGCGACUUGGGCCAAGGCCUGGGCUGCGUCGAGAUGGUCGGCAAGACGAACUACCUCGCCCUCGUCGGCGGUGGCAAGAGCCCCAAGUUCGCCCAGAACAAGAUCAUCUUCUGGAACGAGGGCAAGCAGGAGCCCACUUUGACCUUUGAGUUCAACACCCCCGUCCAACGCGUCCGCCUCAACCAGAAGUACCUCGUCGCAGUGCUGCUCAACAGCAUACACGUCUACAAGCUCUCCGCCCGUCCGGAGAAACUGAAGGAGUUCGAGACGGCAAACAACCCGUUCGGCCUGUGCUGCUUGAACCAGGACAUCGUGGUUUUUCCUGGACGCACCCCCGGCCAGGUGCAGAUUCUCGAGCUCGCCUCAAGGAACAUCAACAUCAUCCCCGCACACUCCAACGCCCUCCGCGCCCUUUCCCUUAGCCCGGACGGGACGGUAAUUGCAACCGCCAGCGAGCAAGGCACUUUGAUCCGCUUGUGGAUGGCUGACAAUGGCGCAAAAUUCGGUGAGUACAGGCGCGGCGUUGAAAGUGCUACCAUCUUCUCCAUCGCGCUUUCGCCGUCCAAUGCCUUCAUGGCGGUGACGUCAGAUACCGGGACCCUGCACAUAUUCGACUUGCCCCAUGCGACUCGUCCGUCCUCGUCCGGCGGUCGCCCCGCGAGUGUCAACAGCGACUUCUCUGGAGCCCUUGAGUCCGGCAACGGUGCCGCGGAGCCGGCGCAUGCGUCCAAGUGGGGUUUCUUCUCCAAGAUACCCAUGGUCCCUCGCAUCUUCUCCGACGUGUAUUCCACUGCCUCUGCCAAAUUUGAAAUCGGGGAUGAACCUGAGCUGUACGCUACGCGCCGCGGAACCAACAGCACUGCUAUCGGAAACACAUCGGCCGCCAUGGGAGGCGGUCUCAACUGGAACACUCCUAUCCAAGGUGUUGCUGGCGGUCGUCCACCGAAGGGUGUGAUCGGAUGGAUCAACGACUCGGAGAUGCUCGUCAUAGGCGCCGGACAAGAUGCGCGCUGGGAAAGGUUCCGAGUUGGCAUCGCCGAGGAUGGCCGUAGAGCUGUUUGGAAAGAUGGCUGGAAAAAAAUCCUCGAGUGA